Molecule: messenger RNA, 641 nt
Organism: Panicum hallii
Lineage: Eukaryota; Viridiplantae; Streptophyta; Magnoliopsida; Poales; Poaceae
Product: pectinesterase inhibitor 10-like
Exons: 1
Coding region: 128-553 (141 amino acids)
Source: RefSeq, a predicted model, not a curated record
ACUAUCUGCUGCUACUUAGACAGCUCAUGCCCGUCGCCUGAUGGCUGAUUAGUUUAGCUUGGCGCUCCACUCCAGAGUUCAGACUUGAGAGAGAGAGAGAGAGAGAGAGCAGAGCAGAGAGGUGGUGAUGGCGGUGGACGAAUCGUUCAAGAGGCCAGGCUCCAUCCCCUUCAAGUGGGAGGUGCAGCCGGGCAUCCCCAAGCAGGAGGCGCCACCAGCCGGCGACAGCGGCAGCACGACGGCCGCGCCGGCGCCGGGGCUCCCUCCGGCGACCCCGAGGCUGGCGCUCCCUCCCGCCGCCCGCGUCAGCGCGCUGGCCUCAUCACCCGCGUCGUGCCGACGCAGCUCAACGGUGUCCUCGGCGCCGCUCUCGCCGCCGGAGACGCCCCCGCCGCCGCCGUCGUCGCAGCACCGGCGGUCCAUGUCCGCGCGCUUCGCCACGUCGCUGGUGCUGCCCUUCACGCGGCGGCCGCGGCGGGAACGCGCGGCCAAGGACGACGUCGACUACUGCCUCCUCUACACCGAGAGGAUGAUAUCGCGUAAAACUGCAUAAACUAGCUAGAUAAAAAUCGUGUACUACAUGUAUGUACGUCUCGAACAUGUAUAUGGAGUUUGUAUGAAUGAAGAAACUAGUUGCCGCA